AUGUCAACGGCGCCGGCCGAGAAGCGGAUACUGCUGGAGGGGCUGAGUCUGAAAACGUCCAUAAGCGAUGUUGAGAAGUUUUUUACGCGAUGGGGCCCGUUGUCGGAGUGCACCGUCAUGUUCGAUAAGAAUACAGGGCGCUCAAGAAGUUACGGCUUCAUCUGCUUCGUUUGGGAGCACCACUGCGACCAGUGUCUGGAAGCGCAACCACACGUCAUCGACGGUGUACAGAUCAGGAUGCGACUUAUCAAAGAUGUUUCAGUGAAUCCAGUUGUUAAGUAUUUAACCACAAACAAAUUGCUGGUCUCAUUUGCUGGCGCAGAAAUUUCUAUCGAUGAUAUCGAGAAGUAUUUCGCGAAAUUUGGAGCAGCACAUGUACAAUAUGCAGUGAAUAGUAGUACAAAGGUUUUCGUUUUACAUUUGGCCACUUUAGGAGCGUCCAAAUUACUGUUGCGUUUCUCAUCACAUUGUCAUUUUUAUGCGUUUUGUGCUGUGUAG
Gongylonema pulchrum is the source of this 498-nucleotide messenger RNA. Lineage: Eukaryota; Metazoa; Nematoda; Chromadorea; Rhabditida; Gongylonematidae. The record is from the annotation of a GenBank genome assembly.